Molecule: messenger RNA, 1866 nt
Organism: Micropterus dolomieu (smallmouth bass)
Lineage: Eukaryota; Metazoa; Chordata; Actinopteri; Centrarchiformes; Centrarchidae
Gene: lipt1
Product: lipoyltransferase 1
Exons: 5
Coding region: 293-1438 (381 amino acids)
Biological process (GO): protein lipoylation
Cellular component (GO): mitochondrion; cytoplasm
Molecular function (GO): lipoyltransferase activity
Source: RefSeq, a predicted model, not a curated record
CCGUGGUGACAAACGGUCGCGACGACGGCGGCCGUGAAAAUGUCGAGGAAGAAGAGGAAGGCGUUGAAGAAGAAGACGAGAGAGAGGCGCCAGUAGACGGACAGCUGCAGCGGAGACAUGGCCGCUCUCAGGUCCUGCCAACCUCCUGCUGUUGUUGUGUGUGUAGCUCCAGCAGUCGGCAGUCCAGGGCUUCAUGAUGCAUCAUGGGAUUUUGAUGACUUCUGACCCUGAAGAAACACAGAGAUGAAAAGAAGAACAUGCGGAGCUGAAGAAGCUGUUUGAAGGAAACGCCAUGAUGUCGCACGUCAGCAGGACGUUGUCUCUGUUAAGACGCUGCUCAGGAGCGCCAGCUCAGACCAGCUUCGCCUCCAGCCUGGUCGUGGCCUCUGACGGCAGCGGGGCAGGGCUCGUCUUACGCUCCCAGGCCACCGAUGUGUACCAGAACCUGGCUCUGGAGGACUGGAUCGACGCCAACGUGGACCUACAGCACCGCAGCAUCCUGCUGCUGUGGAGGAACCGGCCGGCCGUGGUCAUCGGGCGCCACCAGAACCCCUGGACCGAGUGCAACCUGCCGGCCAUGAGGAGGGCGGGGAUCCCUCUGGCCCGCAGGCGGAGCGGCGGCGGGACCGUCUUCCACGACCUCGGGAACCUCAACCUGACCUUCUUCACCUCCAAGAAGGCGUACGACCGGCAGAGGAACCUGAAAGUCGUCACAGAGGCUCUGAGGCGGCUCCGGCCGGGACUGGACGUCCGGGCCACCGACAGAUUCGACAUUUUACUCAACGGACACCUGAAGAUCUCAGGCAGCGCCUCCAGACUGAGCAGGAAGUCGUCCUACCAUCACUGCACCCUGCUGCACUCGGCCGACCGCUCCGCCCUCGCCGAUGUUCUCCGCCCCUCUUGUCCCGGUAUCCAGAGCAACGCCACGCCCAGCGUCCCCUCACCUGUCGCCAACCUGCUGGACCACGCCCCCACGCUGCAGUGGGAGGAGCUGCUGGACGCGCUGGCGCACCAGUACAAUGAAGAGUUCAGCUUCAGCGCCGCGUCGACCCUCGUUGACCCCGCCGACGAGUCCGCGUUCCCUGGUCUCAGCAGGACGGCGGCGGAGCUGCGCGCCUGGGACUGGACGUUCGGUAAGACGCCUAAAUUCAGCGUCCAAACCCUCCUGGACCUGAGGGACGACCGACCGCCUGCUCGCAGCUCCGCCCGGCUGCACGUGGAGGUGAAGAACGGCGUGGUCGACAGCUGCGAGCUGGACGUUCCCGCAGACUGGCUUCCUCGGCGUCUGAGCGGCGAGCUGAGCGGCGUGCUGGUCGGUGAGAGGUUUUGUCGGCAUCGAGCGGCUGCAGCUGUGACCGCGCUGCUGCGGUCGGAGAGCGGCGAGCUGAGGAGCAGACUGAACAACCUGUGCGACGCCGUGGUGUCUGCGAUGGGCUGAAAUAAAACUGGUGAACUGAAACAACUCGGCGUGUGUCGAUUUAUUGAUCAACAGAAAACUGAUCCGGUCAGUAGCGGGGCGUCAUAGCGCCACCCAGAGGCCGCCAGAGCAGACGCCACGCUGACGAUUCAUCAGCAGUGGAGCUGUUUGUCUCGAGGAAACGACACAGGGACAUUAAAAUGUUAUGUCUGACUAGAAACUAGUUCUAACGUCACUACAGUUUGUAAUCACAAGAAAAAUCUGCAGCUAUUCUGAAAAUUUAUGUGUGAAAAAAUCAUUUUAAAUUAAAUCUGUUCGUGCUGCAGAGACGUCCUGGACUUAAAAAAACAGCUUUGUUUGGUUCAGAUCCUGCAAAAGUUUUUCAGUGAAAAUGAGAUGAAUUUUUUAUGUUUAAUUUCACUAAAUAAAGGAAGAAAACUGGUUUAUUA